CCAAAUCAAUUGCUCUUGCUGAUGCAUGCAAUCUCCGGGGCCACUGCACAUCUCACGACGCUUUUCUGUUGAUUAUCAAGAAACCCAUAAAUUAUUUCAUAAAAUGGUUAAGACACCCUCCGCCGCCGCUGCCGCUGCUGCCGCCUCGUCGGAGCCCAGCGUUAAUAAUGAGUUGAAGUACAAGGGUGUGCGGAAGAGGAAGUGGGGGAAGUAUGUUUCCGAGAUACGCCUUCCCAACAGCAGGGAGCGUAUAUGGUUGGGCUCCUAUGACACGGCGGAGAAAGCGGCGAGAGCUUUCGACGCAGCCUUGUUCUGUCUCCGUGGCCCCAACGCGAAAUUCAAUUUCCCUGAUGAUCCGCCCAACAUUUCCGGCGGGCAGGCGCUGAAUCCAGCUGAGAUACAAACCGUGGCGCACCACUACGCGAAUACUUAUAAUUACAGUGGCAGCAGCUCCUCAAGUAAUAAUAAUCAGCCUCACUCACAGGCGCCGAAUGUUGAUCAGUUCGGGGCACCGGCCAUGGACGAGGACACAUCGCCGUCGUCGACGCAUUCGGAAGGGGCGGGGCCGAUGGACUUGAUCGAUUGGUCGGCUUGGGACAUGUGGGACUCGAGCAGUGGGGGGAAUGCUGCCGGUGAUCAUGUCCUGGAUUACGUGCUCUUUCACGAGCCCAGUUACAUGUACAUGCCGCCGCAUUUCACUGAAAAGGGCAAUGAUCAAGAUGAGGACAACGACGAUGACAAUGACCAUGGAAAUGGUGGUAAUGUCUUCUCUUCUGAUCUCUGGAACUUCUGAUCAUCAGAAAACGCAUUACUACAUACUACUUCACUGCAUUAAUUAGUAAGAACUAAAAGUGCAUGCAUUGUGGAAGUAAUGCGCUUAUCAGGGGCUUGGCGAUCAAUGUUGUUUAGCUUUCCGGUUACUCUUUCGUACUUCCCUGUUGCCGGAAAGUUUGACUGAGAUUCUGGCAAUGAGACGAAGAGGAUCAUAAUGUCAUUGGCCGGUUUUUGUUCUGGGAGAUACCCUUUGCCCAGACAAUCACAGUUCCCUGAUAGGUAUACCUUAUAGAUGUAGUUAUUAGAAGAGUUUGGAAUUAAUACAAUUAGCACAUGUACUGUCUAUAUAUAUAUACACACACACACACAAGGCUGCAUUAAUGCCCAGCUAAAAAUGAAAUAAAUCAAAUUGAAAUACAGAAUUUUCUGUCUCUCGAUUUGAUCUGUGGAUUCAAAUUCAGCUACACUGCACUUUUUAUAUGCUUGCGUUGUGUUAUAUAUACGAUAUUGGGAAAACAUAUAUAUAGUUGAGAUGUUAAAUUUCAUACUGUAACUCAAUCAAAUAUUUCAUUUCAAUGUUGAGUUAUCGAUGUGUAUUUCACAACAAAAAUGAUGUGUGGUGCUCCAUGCACAAUAGAUAUAUAAGAUCUUGGAUGCCAAUGCCAUCACAUCAAAUUGGGGCCAUUGAUUCUAUUAAGAUAA
Sesamum indicum (sesame) is the source of this 1476-nucleotide messenger RNA. RefSeq lists its product as uncharacterized. NCBI's taxonomy places the organism in Eukaryota, Viridiplantae, Streptophyta, Magnoliopsida, Lamiales, Pedaliaceae. The record is from RefSeq and is a predicted model, not a curated record. Gene Ontology annotation, molecular function: DNA-binding transcription factor activity; DNA binding. Gene Ontology annotation, biological process: regulation of DNA-templated transcription.